Messenger RNA from Sceloporus undulatus (fence lizard), 2712 nucleotides. RefSeq names its product coiled-coil domain containing 71 like (gene CCDC71L). The record is from RefSeq and is a predicted model, not a curated record. NCBI's taxonomy places the organism in Eukaryota, Metazoa, Chordata, Lepidosauria, Squamata, Phrynosomatidae. Bases 188 to 868 code for a protein of 226 amino acids. The transcript has a single exon.
AGAGCUCCAUUUUGUGCCGGGCUGUCGGGGAGGAAGGAUCGGAGGUGUUGGGCGCUCCCUGAAGGGGAAAGAAAUUAAAGCGGGGGAGAAGGAGAGGAAGAGGACUCUGGGCCGCAGUUGCUGCUGGAAGGCGAGCGGCGGCGCUGCUGCUUCUGCUGCUGCUGCUGGAGACAGACAGAGAGCGAGGAUGAAGCCUGAGGAGGCGGGCAAGGCGGCUCCGGAGGCCCCCGAGGAGGAGAAAGUGGUCCACUCCCGCUCGCAGCAGGCGCUGCCCCUGGGCGCCAGCACCAAGGCUCUGGGCGACGCCUUCAAGCUCCUGGUGCCCCAGUCGACGGAGUUCAUGAGCUCCGACGCCGAGCUGUGGGACUUCCUGCGCAGCCUCAAGCGCCAGUUCUCCCCGGUCAUCCUCCGCAGCAAGGACGUCUACGGCUACGCCUCGUGCCGGGCGGUGGUCCCCGAAGCCCCCGGCGGAGGAGGAGGAGGGAGGAGGGAGAGGAGGCCCUGGAGGAGAGCCGCCGCCACCGCCAGAGGGAGGCGCCUCAGAGGCGGCGGAGGAGCCACCAAGAGGGCGGCCAAGAGGCAGAGAGAGGAGGAGGAGGCCCCUAAAAAGGAGGAGGAGGAGAAGGACUGCGUGGCCCUCCCUCUGCCGCCACCGCCGCCCCGGACUCCCGCCUUCGAGGGGCGCUCCCUGGAGGAGAUCUGGAAGGCGGCCACUCCGGCCCUCACCGCCUUCCCCACCGUCAAGGUCCGGGGCAACGUCUGGAACCCCAGGAGCCUCCAAGCCAUCCGGCGCAAGGCCCAGAGCACCCUCGGAGUCGACCUGCAGCCCCGAGUUCGACUCCGGCGCUUCCCGGUCAUAGGAUGCUGAGAGGACAAGGAUUGCGAUGGGGAGACAUGGGAUGCGGUCACAUUGGGGGAAUAACCCGGUUCGGAACCGCAUUAAGUGUCUUGGCUCAAGGGCUAUGGAAUUCUGCGAGUUGGAGUUUGUUGUGGGCCCACAACAAACUCCAACUCCCAGAAUUCCAUAGCCCUUGAGCCCCCAAGACACUUAAAGCGGUUCCAAACCGGGUUAUCCCUCCAGUGUGGACCCAGUUUUGUUUACAACGUGGCUUCUUCUUCUUCGUCUUUUUUCCUUUCUCUCUGAUGUACUGCACUUUAGGGCUAAGGCUGGGACUUGGCGUCCGCACUGCAAUCAUGUCUCACUUUAAUACCGCUUUUGUGCCGCCGUGAUAAAGGGGAUUCUGGAGAUGCUAGCCCUGCUCCGCUCACACAGCAAAACUGCCAACUCCCAGAAUCCCAUAGCCUUGAGCCAGACAAAAGAGUGGGGAUGGUAGGUUUGUUCAUGGCCGCCUUCCUACAAUUGCGUACCGUGGCACCAUGGUGGUGGCCAAAAGGUCCCCAAAGCACACCAGGUUCGGGACCACUUUGACUGCCUUGGCUCAAUGAUGGGGGAUACUGGGAACUAGUUUUGGGAGACAUCUAGACCUCUCUGUGUCAGAGAGAGCUCUGGUGCCACAAUAAACUACAGUACUACAGUUCCCAGGGUUCCCUAGUUGUUAAAGCAAUCUCUAACUGGUCUAUUUCUGCAUAGGGCUUUAAAUUGGUGCCGCUUUUUGGCUGGCUCCAUUGCUAAGGGAUUCUGGGCAUGAUGAGUGUUUGUGAUGACACCUUCCCAGGAUUCCACAGCAAGCCGAAGGUCCCCAAAGCCCACUGCAGGAAUAGUCCAGUUUGGGACCACUUUGACUGCCCAGGCUCAGUGCUUAGGGAUUACUGAGAACUAGUUUUGGGAGGCAUUGAGCCUUCUCUGUCAGAGAGCUCUGGGGCCACAACUACAACUCCCAGGGUUCCAUAUCACUGAGCCAGGGAGGUUAAAGCAGUCUCACACUGGAUUGUUUCUGCAGCGUGUUUUGGGCCAAAGUGGUGCCAAACCAGAUUAUUCUUCAGUGUGGACCCAGCCCAGGGGUGUCGCCCCAUUUCCUUUCCUAUUUCCCUCCCUUCUUCCCAUCUGGACUCAAAGCCUCGUCCGGCCUCUGUGAGAUGGAAGGCUGCGAUCUUGGAAGAAGGGACUCUCCUGCUUACUUACCUUCAUCAUCUUCGGCUGAGGAAGCUGCUUGGCAUAGAACUGGGAUGAAAUCUUCUUUUUCUUCAGCCUCACGACUGUUUGGUUUUCUUUUUUCCCCCUUCCCACUGGACUACCUCACUAGUCUGGGAAAUGGAUCGGUGGCUUUCCCCUCUUCCAAAGGAACUUUUUCUCCCCUGCUAGCACAAUAAUGAAAGAAAAAUGCCAAUUUUGAGGGGGUUGGUUUUAAUUUAAGAUGUAGCCAGUAGACACUUCCAUAGGACUUGUGCUGUUGCACUACAUGCUCAGGGUUAACUUGAACUAAUUAUGCCAAGUGUUUUCCAGUUUGGAGGACUUAACAAGCUUUGACCAAGGAUGCUGAAGGAAUGAAGAAGCCUUUGCAGCUGUUUUUGAUGGUGCAAACCAGUUCAUCCUCCCUUUUUUUGUCCUUUCUUUGGAGGGGGGUGAACUACAGAGACUUCAAUCUUCGUGGUCAACCGUUUUGUAUGUGAUAAAAAGUUUUAUAGCCGAAGGGAAGUAGUGUUUCUAUUACAGCUUCUACAAAUGAGAGUUGUGUUGGAUACGCCCAUUUUAUAUAGCCUUUACUUUAGAGAAACUUUUACCAAUUUAAAUAAAAAAUUAAUAGCAAGCAA